Messenger RNA from Mirounga angustirostris (Northern elephant seal), 4601 nucleotides. RefSeq names its product zinc finger protein 77-like. Lineage: Eukaryota; Metazoa; Chordata; Mammalia; Carnivora; Phocidae. Gene Ontology annotation, cellular component: nucleoplasm. Bases 731 to 2854 code for a protein of 707 amino acids. The record is from RefSeq and is a predicted model, not a curated record. The transcript is spliced from 3 exons. Gene Ontology annotation, molecular function: RNA polymerase II cis-regulatory region sequence-specific DNA binding; DNA-binding transcription repressor activity, RNA polymerase II-specific. Gene Ontology annotation, biological process: regulation of transcription by RNA polymerase II.
ACGGAAGGAGAUAGAAGUUUAUUGAAUACACCACAAGGAUUGGCAGGCAGGACAGCAGAGGAGAGUCUGUCUGCCACGAGGUGGUGAUGAGGGGCUAUAGUAAUGGGGGAUUGUGAAGGGAUAUGCAAUCCUAUGGAAUUUUCCCUGUUUUGGUAACUGUGCAUUACUUUGGUAAGAAGUCCAUUGGUUACUUAGGGCCUCUGGCCAUUUCCAGGUAGGUCACUUAAUGAGCCUGUUAGCAUUCAGCUGUGUAGUCACUGUGGGCCCUUUGCCUUGUUGCUUAUCUUUCCAAUCCUCAGGCCUGUUGCCUGAAAGCAGCCCCUACGUUAUGUCGUUCCCCACCCCCCACCCCCCGUUUGCUAAAGUAACCCUGGGCUCUGUUACCAUCAAUCCCUCAGGGGCUCUUCUUCCUGUUGCCCUUCUCCUUGAAUUCUGGGCACUGGGGUAUAUAUUUGAGGCCCUGAUGACUUCCAUGAUUCUUCCAGAACUGGAACUUCUCUUAUGCACCAGGUGUGCCAGGUCCCUGGUCCCUGUGUCCAUGCUCACAGUCCACCUGAUCCAGGGAAGGGGUUGUGUCUGCUUCUGCCAGGAUAGAGGGGACUGCACCAGGCUCCUUGACCUUGUUGCCUUCCAAGGAGGGAUCUGCUCAAGUCAAGUGUCCACAACAUUCCGAAAUUCUGGUUCAAGUUCUUGGAGCUGACAAGGCUAUAAAUCUUUGAUCAAGUCAAAGAUGUGUUGUCUGGUUUUUGUGUUGCCUGAAAAAGUAUUUCAUUUUCCAUUCUUUACCGUGCUGGUCUGCAUAGAUCUGCUCUGUGUCAGCAAAAAUAGCCUAUAUUUGGGUGUAUGUAAGUCUGUAUCAGCCGUUGUCGUCUCCCUCUGCUUCGGGUUCCCAGCCCCUCCCAUCACUGAAUGCGCGGCAGCGGAUGUGCUCGCGUGUUGUCACUUCCCACACGGGUGUGACUCAGGUCCUAGGAAUGGAGUGUGGUUCCCUGCGUGUCACCCCCCCCCAAUCCUCCCACGCACAUGGGUGAGGAGGGAGCGUUGCUGCAAUAGGAUACGUGGGAUGUUUCAGGACGCGGUGGUCUUCACGGAUGUGGCUGUGUACUUCACCCCGGAAGAGUGGGCUUUGCUGGAUCGUGGUCAGAGGAGGCUCUACAGAGAUGUGAUGCUGGAGACCUGCAGGAACCUGGCCUCGCUGGUUUGUCCCAGUCAGGAUAAAAGGAGUGCAUCGAGGACUCAGCAGAAUAUUUUGCAGAAUGAGUUACCCAGUGAAGAGAAAAUAGUCGUAUUUACAAGAAAUGAUUCGUGUUCUGUUUUUGGAGAAAACCGGAAAUUUCAUAGCAGUGGAGAUCAGACCCAAACCCAGGAGGGGCAUUUGAGACAUCAUUUGGUGGAGCGUGUCUAUGAAAGCAAUGAAGGUAAUCAAUGUGGAGAAACCGUGAGGCAGAUUACAAGUUUUGCUGUGCAUGAGGAUUGCCCUCCUGGAGAAAAAUCCCAUGAAUGCACUAAGUGUAGAGAAGCCUUCACAGAUGGUUCUUUCCCUGAGAACCCAGGAAGAUCUCAUCCUGGACACAAACCUAGUCCCUGUGAGGAAUGUGGGCCAGCCUGUAGCUGUGUCUUGAGCUUUAGCCCUCAUGUUGGCGCAGACCUUGUAGGGAAACCCUAUGAAUGUCAGGACACUGGGAGAGGAUUGAAGAGAGAAUUGAAGAGUCUCAGUAGUAAAAAGUCUUUAGAGUGCAAGAAGUGUGGAAAAGCUUUCACUCACACCUCAUCCUUUCAGGGUCAUGUGCGAGGUCACUGUGGACAGAGAGUCCAUGCGUGUGAUGUGUGUGGGAAAGCUUUUAUGUAUCACUCCUGUCUUACACGUCAUGUGAGAACUCACACUGGAAUGAAACCCAGUGAUUGUACAGACUAUGGGAAAGCCUACAUUUGCCUCUCAUACUCUCAAGAUUACUCAAGUAAUCAAACUGGGAAACGAAUUUUUAGAUGUGGGCAGUGUGGGAAAGCCUUCACUCGUCAGGCCUACCUUCUAGUGCAUGUGAGGACACACACUGGGGAGAGACCCUAUGAAUGCCAGCAAUGUGAGAAGACCUUCACAGAUCGUGGAAAUCUGCGAGAACAUGUGAGAACACACACUGGGGAGAGACCCUAUGAAUGUCAGGAGUGUGGGAAGACCUUCAAGUAUAACUCAGGCCUGCGAGCACACAUGAGGGCACACACUGGGGAGAGACCCUAUAAAUGUCAGCACUGUGGGAAAGCCUUCACUGGUCACUAUUCCCUUCUAGUACAUGUGAGAACACACACAGGGGACAGGCCCUAUGAAUGUGUGGAGUGUGGGAAAACUUUCCAGAAGUGUGAACAUUUUAAACGUCACAUGACCACGCACAGCACAGUGAAACCCUAUGAAUGUAAGGAGUGUGGCAGAGCCUUCCGGGAUCGCACAGACCUGCGAAUACAUAUGAGGACACACACUGGGGAAAGACCCUAUGAGUGUCAGCAAUGUGGGAAGACCUUCAGACAUCUUGGAAAUCUACGAGGACAUGUGAGAACGCACACUGGGGAGAGACCAUAUGAAUGUCAGCAAUGUGGGAAGACCUUCAGGUAUAACUCAGACCUGCGAGAACACGUGAGGACACACACUGGGGAGAGACCCUAUAAAUGUCAGCAGUGUGGGAAAGCCUUCAUUCGUCGCUACACCCUUCUAGUACAUGUGAGAACACACACAGAGGGUGGACGCGUGGAAUGUAAAGAGUGUGGGAAAGCAUACAAGUUUCCCUCAUCCCUUCGAGUGCAUAUGAAGAAACACACUGGGGAGAGACAUUCACUAGUCACCGCUCCCUUCAAGAACACGUGAGGAUGCGCAGUGGACAGUAUCCCUUUGACUCUAAGGACUCUGGUAAGAUCUUCCAGUGUCCCGUAGACCUGCAAGUACGUGUGAUGACACUCACUAGAGCAGAACCCUAAGAAUAUCUGCACUGUGAGAAAGCCUUCCAUUGCCCCUCUUCUCUUCGAGGACACAUGUGAAAAGCACAGUGAUGUGAAACCCUAUGAACUUAAGAACCAUGGAAAAGCCUUCAGGUACCUCAUCAAUCUGGGAGCACAGACACGAUGCGGGAAAGCAUUUAUUCUCCCUUAAAAUCGUUUUUAAAAUGCCACCCAGUACACUGGAGAUGAACCUGAAUGGACAUAAUUUUGGGAAGACUUCCAGUAUAGAACUUCAUAUAUUGUUCAUGAAAAUUCUGACGGGACAGAAACCGUUUCAUUGUUAUAAACAUGGUUUUGUUUUUGCAAGUGCCUCUUCCUUGAUAGAGAUGCGAAGUGUCUUAAUUCCUAGUUCAUGUCGCUGAUGUGAACGCUAAUGAUGGUCAGUGUCCUUUGUCCUCUGCAUCUUUACAACAUAUACUUUGUUAUCUCAGACUUGGAGUAAUCACAUGGUUAUGUGAAACAUGUCUCUUUUCCAUUACAAUGUCUCUUAGAACCAGGGGUGAUAAGAAUGUGUCUGUUUGGGGUGGUGAGGAUAAUAUAACUUUAUAUAAUUUUAGAAAAAGAUUUCUUGAAUUAUACAUUCCAAAUGUUCCCAGUGUAUGAUCAUGACACAAGACUUGUACUGUUGAAAGUUCUUUUAUGUUGUCUGUUGCAGAUACUGGAGUUUCCUGAUUCUAUAUCACCUCUUUUCAGUCUUUAUUAUUGAAAGAUAUAUUUUCAGGGCACCUGGGUGGUGCAGUUGGUUAAGCAUCCAACUCUUUGGUUUCAGCUCAGGUUGUGAUCUCAGGGUUCUGAGAUCAAGCCCUGCAUCAGCUCUGUGCUCAGCUCGGAGUCUGCUUGAGAUUCUCUCUUCCUCCCCUUCUGCCUCUCCCCCCUCUAAAACAAAUAAAUCUUAAAUAAAAAAAGAAAGAUAUAUUUUCACUUCAGUUCUCUCUUUUUAUUGAACAGUUGUUAAAAUUCUCUUACUGGUUUAUCUUGUCUUAUCUGGGACUAACUUUUGAUGUCUGUGGUCUUUCUUCCAAAUUGUGGCUUGGAAGAACAUCCCUUUGCACUAUAUGUUUCAGGUUUGCCUGUUUAUUUCCAUGAUCAGUGAUUGUGCUAGAAAUACCAGGGAGGUGCUUUCCUCUAGCCCCCAGGAGAUCAUGUCUGGAGUGCCCAAUACCCUUAACAUUAGCCAGAACACCUGGCUAAAAGUUGGCAUCUGGUUAAUUUUGGACGUAGGAGCCUCUUCAGUUUUAUCCACAUUGGAGGUAAAAACCCAUCAUCAUUUCCACAAUAUAACAGUCCUGAGGUACCCGAAAGGCAUACCAACUAUUGGACUAAAUGUUUGUAGUUUUACCCUUGGAUAAGGUAUAUGGCCAAGUAAGAGUGUGUAACUCAUCCUAUUGGGUUGGCUGUCAAGGGGAAAUGUACUGCUGCCUUAGGACCUUCAAAAGAAUUUGCAGGGCGAUUGGAUGACUCAGUCGGUAGAGCGUGCAACUCUUGGUCUUGAGCCCCACACUGGGUAUAGAGAUAACUUAAAAAAAUAUAUUAUAAAAUAAAAUCAUAAAGAAUUUGGAAUAGCAUGCCCAAGUUGUUAUUUACUAUUUUCAUCCUUUUUAAAAGACACAUCAGUA